GAUAGAAUCAGUGGGCGGGUCUGUUGUCACCACGGAAACCCUCUUGGCUGGACUGAUAACCAUGUCUGCCUUGGAAAAGAAUCUCCAUCUGGGAAAGUUACCUCCACGGCCAGUCAUGCCUGGGGGCCUGCAGUCAGGAUCCAAAAUGAGAAUGGGACCAGGUAGAAAACGAGACUUCUCUCCGAUUCCCUGGAGCCAGUAUUUUGAAUCCAUGGAAAAUAUUGUGGUUGAAAGUGAAACAGGCAAAGAGAGUUUUCGCAUUUACAGGAGUGGGUCCGAGGGACCGGUCUUACUGCUUUUACAUGGUGGGGGUCAUUCUGCUCUAUCCUGGGCUGUGUUUACAAAUGAGAUAAGCAGCAGAAUUCAGUGCAGAGUUGUUGCUGUGGAUCAGCGAGGUCAUGGUGAAACUAAAGUGGGGAAUGCCGAAGACUUGUCUGCAGAAAUCAUGGCCAGGGACAUUGGGAAUGUGGUGGAAGCCUUGUAUGGAGACCUGCCUCCUCCCAUCAUGCUGAUCGGGCACAGUAUGGGUGGUGCUAUUGCUGUGCACACAGCAGCUGCCAACCUUGUGCCAAGCUUAUUAGGUCUUUGCAUGAUUGAUGUAGUUGAAGGCACUGCUAUGGACGCACUCAACAGUAUGCAGAACUUCCUGCGCAGCCGUCCGAAAACCUUUAAAUCUCUGGAAAACGCCAUAGAAUGGAGUGUCAAAAGUGGCCAGAUACGAAAUGUAGAAUCUGCCAGAGUUUCCAUGGGAGGACAGAUAAAGCAAUGUGAGGAUGCGACUAGCCCUGAAAGCUCUAAAGCUGUAGUAGAAGGGAUAAUAGAGGAGGAGGAAGAGGAUGAAGACGAUGAAGGACAGUCUAUCAACAAGAGGAAGAAGGAAGAUGACACUGAUACAAAGAAAGAACGACCGUACACAUGGAGGAUCGAGCUGUCUAAAACCGAAAAAUACUGGGAUGGCUGGUUCAGGGGUCUCUCCAACCUUUUUCUCAGCUGUCAGAUUCCAAAACAGCUGCUCCUCGCAGGAGUUGACAGAUUGGAUAAAGAUCUCACAAUAGGACAGAUGCAAGGAAAGUUUCAGAUGCAGGUCCUUCCACAGUGUGGCCAUGCUGUGCAUGAAGAUGCACCAGAUAAGGUUGCUGAAGCGGUUGCAACUUUUUUGGUCCGUCACCGGUUUGCAGUACCAGUGGGAGGUUUUCAAUGUGUCUUUCCUGGUUGUUAGUUCGCUGGAGUGUGGAGAACAUAUUAAAAUAACAAGAGGCCGCUGUGAUGUUCUCAGUGUUCGCCAUCAACCCUGGUCCAACCAAGGAGCUGGAUUCUGCCAGUACCUGCAAAACAACUGCACAACAAAGUGUACAUGUUUGUUUAUUUUCAUUAAUAUACCGCUGUCUGUGUGAGGACGACACAUCUUCCGGCCAUCUCCAAGAAUGUGCCUUUCCGAGGCCUUUCAUGCAGUGUAAAUCUGAUCCGUUCUCAUGCAGAAAUAACUGACUGUCGGGAGGAUGGUCUACAAAUGCAUCCGACAGCAAAAAGGUUGAAUAAAAUCUUGCAUAGCCAUAUUGCAACCUCUAAACCUUGUUCUCUAGAUCCUGUUGUUCUACUUCCUGCAAAUGCUUAUGUUGGUUUGGGCAGACGAAUGACAAACUGUCACUAAAGGUGUCACCUUGAUGAUGGAGCAGGAGGGAGGUUAACCGUGCAUUGUAAUAUUAAAUAAGGGAUAUUACUAAAACCAGUGAAUUGCAAGCUCCUUUCACAGCAAGCAAAAAAUUUGUUGCACAUGUAGAAGGAAGAUGUAAUAAUUUGCCUAAAAAAAUAAAAAUUUUAUUUAUAGUACUGGA
Bombina bombina (fire-bellied toad) is the source of this 1835-nucleotide messenger RNA. RefSeq names its product protein phosphatase methylesterase 1 (gene PPME1). Gene Ontology annotation, molecular function: protein methylesterase activity. The coding region runs from base 62 to 1219 and encodes 385 amino acids. The transcript has 15 exons. The record is from RefSeq and is a predicted model, not a curated record. NCBI's taxonomy places the organism in Eukaryota, Metazoa, Chordata, Amphibia, Anura, Bombinatoridae. Gene Ontology annotation, biological process: protein demethylation.